AUGUCAACAAUAACCCUAAUAAUCUCCCCCUUCCACACCGGCCUCCACGCCCACCGCGUAGGCAAAGGCCCGCACCACAUACUCUCCCAAAACCUCCUCCCACAACUCACCUCUCUCGGCCUAACUAUCGAAACCCACGAGAUCCCUCGCGUCAACAACUUCGAGGGCGAGAUUGGUCGCAGUUUUGAGGUUAUGCGCCGUACCUCUGUGGCUGUCGCGGAGGCUGUGGAGAGGGGUACCUGGCCGUUGGUGCUGUCGGGGAAUUGUAUGGCUAGUGUUGCUGUUGCUUGUGGGUUGGAGAAGGCACAGGUGCAGGGGCAAAAGAAAGAGGGGAAAUUAGGGUUUAUUUACUUUGAUUCGCAUGAUGAUCUCGAUUCCCCGGAUGUCAAUGAGAAUGGGUAUUUUGAUGCGAUGGGUCUUUCCAUGCUGCGCGGGGAAAGCUGGAAGAAGCUUAUGAGUACGGUUCCGGGGUAUGACCCGUCAAACCCAUUCGAUUACCGCUCGAACCAGAACCGACUUUUGUACGUUGGCUUGCGCGAUCAAUCCGACUUACAGCGGGAACGGGUUGUUGAGGCGGGUAUGGAUUCGAUCUGGGGCGGGAAUCUGAACCCGCGGACGGACUUCGGGGCUGAGUUGGAGAAGAUUCUUGAGAAGGAUCCGUUUGGGGAUGCGGUUGUGCAUCUUGAUUUGGAUGUUCUUGAUGCUGGGGUUUACGGCAAGGUGAAUGAUUAUCCGUCCGAGGGGGGACUUUUGGAAGGGGAUUUGGUUCGGUCUUUGGAGGUGGUGGGGAAGAGGGUUAGCUUGCCGAAGGCGUUGGUGGUUUGUCAGUUUGAUCCGGAUUCUGGGGAUGGGGAUUUGAUUGCUGGUAUUGCGAUCAAGGGAAUUGUGACGCUUUUGAAGACGUUGUUGGAGAGGGGUGUUUUGAAGCCCAAGACCCCUGCUCCUUAA
This is a messenger RNA of Aspergillus glaucus CBS 516.65, 948 nucleotides long. RefSeq names its product arginase family protein. Lineage: Eukaryota; Fungi; Ascomycota; Eurotiomycetes; Eurotiales; Aspergillaceae. Gene Ontology annotation, molecular function: manganese ion binding; arginase activity. Bases 1 to 948 code for a protein of 315 amino acids. The transcript has a single exon. Gene Ontology annotation, cellular component: cytosol; cytoplasm; nucleus. The record is from RefSeq and is a predicted model, not a curated record.